AUUCAAUCUCAACCCAAAAGCGGCAGCCCGCCAGACGCCACCUCUUUCUUUGCUCUUUCUCACCGUCCCUCCCAGCCCCCCCCCCCCCCCCCACCCUCUCCCCCAGUGGAUUCUUACGCUUCCAGUCAACAGGUUCUCCCUAAAGCCGAGUCCAUUGGGCGCGAUCGAGGAGGAAGUUGACGGGCGUGGAAUUGGUUAACGGCGUCGGUCCAAUCAGCCCGUCAUCGGAACCGCGAUUGAGGAGCCAAAAGGAGGGGGAGAGCGGUGAGGACGGGGGGGUAGGGAGGAGGGUGGGGGAAGAAAGCAUCGAUUCCUUGUGAAGCCGCCUGCCGCGCAUCCUUAGCCCGCUCAUUGCCGUGUCCACAUCCGCUCCAUCAUCACCACCAUCCCGAAAGAUCCACAAUGAAGGACCGCAUGCAAGAACUUCGACAUGGGAAGGAGACGACAGAGGAGGAAGAUGAAGUGGCCGUGGGGAUGGACAAAGGAUUCAUGGAUGAAUUCUUUGAGCAGGUGGAGGAAAUCCGAGGUUUCAUCGAGUCUCUGGCGGAGAAAGUCGAGGAGGUGAAGAGGAAACACAGCGCCAUUCUUGCAUCACCAAACCCUGAUGAGAGAACAAAAGCCGAACUGGAGGAUCUAAUGGCAGACAUCAAGAAACUGGCCAACAAAGUGCGCUCCAAAUUAAAGAGCAUUCUGCACACUAUCGAGCAGGAAGAAAGUCAGAACACGUCGUCAGCCGAUUUGAGGAUACGCAAGACACAGCACUCCACAUUGUCCCGCAAGUUUGUGGAGGUGAUGUCGGAGUACAACACCACCCAGUCGGACUACAGGGAGCGCUGCAAGGGCCGCAUCCAGAGGCAGCUGGAGAUCACUGGACGCAAUACGACAAACGAGGAGCUGGAAAGCAUGCUCGAAAGCGACAAUCCUGCUAUCUUCACGUCGGGGAUCAUCAUGGACAACAUCACCCAGCAGGCCAUGAACGAAAUCGAGACGCGGCACACUGAGAUCAUCAAGCUGGAAAACAGCAUCCGAGAGCUUCACGACAUGUUCAUGGACAUGGCCAUGUUGGUGGAGAGCCAGCACUUGAGAACACUGCAGCCAGCUAACGCUCAAAGGGCGAGCUGGUGAACAACAUAGAGCGCAGCGUGUGGGAGGCGCAGGACUAUGUGGAGGAAGCAAAAGACACCAUCCCCAAAUGCAAGAAGUUUAAAAAGACCAGCAGGCGGAAGAUGAUCCUGAUCGGAGCUUGUAUUGCUGCUUGUUUAAGUGUCCUCGUAAUUUGUCUGGCAGUUGGCCUCAGUUAGGACACAAGAAGGUACUUGCAGAACAAUCCAGCCCCUUUGACGAUCAUAACCAGGCCCAUUUUCUUGUUCACAUGCGGUAAAUGGACUUUGUGCUUUUUGCAAAGAAAGUGGCCUAGCGUACCUUGAGCCUUCAUUGUCCUAAUGUUUCAAAAGACAACACUGAUUUUCCGCUGCGUGAUUCUCACACCUGCAACAUGUCUGUAACACACACGACUCCUGCAGAGCUUUUGCAUGUUUUCCCCUCCCAACACAAAUCCACAAAAAAAACAUGCUUAACGGGGACAUUAUUUUGAAAAUGUACUUGUUCUUGUUAGUACAGUCUACACACAAUUUUGCGCCACGGGUGAAAUUAAGCAGUUGAGUAAGUCUGCCUAUUUUGGAAAAUGCAUGUUGUUAAAUUAUGCAUUGGUGGCUUGGCGCUAGGGGUUGAACUGAUUGUCACAGAGCAUGGAGGAGCACAGUUGCUGGCCUCGAUAGCCUCUCUCGCUUUGGCUCUUCCGAAAAUAUCAAUGAGGUCAUCGAUUGAUUUUUUUUUAUCUUCAUCAUGUUGUAAACUACUUUAUUUUGGUGAACACAAUGUACAGUCUGGAUGUGAAGCCCAAUGAUUUCCUGAACAUUUACACUUCAUAAAGUCACUAGAUUUGUUUCUCAAUGCUUCAUUGAAACAAUGGGUGUCCAACUCAAAGCCCCGGGGCCAAAUCUGGCCCACUACAUCAUUUUAUGUGGCCCGCGAAAGCAAUGAUGAUUGCUCAAAUCUGUACCAAAAUUUCAACUUCUCAUAUUGUAAUAAAUGAGCGAGAUAUUGUCAGCAUUCUCUCGUGAACAAACCCCUCAUUACAGUAGUUGACUUCUUUAAAUGGUUUCACGGGCAGAACGGCCCUCUGAGGGAAACGGUCAGUAAAUGUGGCCUGCGACAAAAAUGAGUUUGACACCCCUGAUUUUAAAACAAUCAUGUCAUUCACUUGAGAGGUUGUAAAGUUGUUGAAUUUCAUAACGAAGUUGCUGAAUUGUCAACACCCAGUAGGCUCGCUUCGUCGCAUGCUCCAGUUCAGCCGCUGGUCGUCAUGGUAACCAAAGCCAUAAAUUCAUGAAAAUGUCAGGUUUUAUUGUUUUUCACGAGACCAAGUCAUAUGUAUUUAAUUUGCCUGACGUUUUGCGCAACAAAUGAGAAGUUGAGUUUUGGAUGUGGCUGAAUUGCGAUGGAACGAAAACCCAAUUAAAUUCUUAAUAAUAUGCCAGAUUGCAAGUUUUUUUUCCCCCAAUAUCAUGCAGCCCUAAAUUUAAAUCAGGGGUCGUUAUAAUGUAUGGCAUCUUUGAGUAUCAUUUAAUUAUCUUGAAGCCACGCCAAGUGUUCUCUUUUUUUUUUUUAAACCAGUAUGUAGUCACCCUACAGCUGGUGGAAUACAAUGUGGUCAUAUGCAACACGGGGAGUGAUUCGGUGCCCCCAGUACGUUUGCUACUGGGAACUAGGGUAGCAUGUGUGUUUUGAACAAGUUUCUAACAUGUUGUCUUCUGCUCCCUACUCGCUGCCCUGGACGACUGAUGCUCUCUUGUCUUUUUUUCCCCCCCAUUAAACAGAAGAAAAUAAUGAUUAUUAUAUGCUGUGUGAUUCUGGGAAUUAUCAUUGCGUCAGCCGUGGGAGGCACCCUGGCUUAAACCUCUGCCACCAUACACACACACACACAAAGCAAAAACAGACAUACACUUUCACUCCCCAUUGGCCAUGAAUGCAAAUGUAUUACGCAAUGUUCGGCACACGGCGUGUCACAAUCUUUCCCACCCAACUGACGCGACGAAGACAUGUUUUGGCAUGAGUUUCUAGUUUUGUUUUGUUUUUUUUGUAAAAAUGUGUGGUGCUGCAACAAAUGUUUGCGUGUUGUCAACGAUAUGAUGUUUCCCCCUCGAAGCGAAUUCUUGUGUGCAAGAAGUCGCUAAAGGCAUGAUGUACCACUCUAUACGUUACAAGUAUGACAAUGUACCGAGUUGUCUGUGUUGUGUGUGGGCAACAUAACAGGCUACUAAAAUGUGUUGCUAGUUUUUUUUUUUAAAGACACGUUUACUGACAGUUUUUAAGUUUGUAUCCAAUGCCUGCCUGCACAGGUGUCAAAGUCAAGUCAGAUCCGGACCGCUGCGUCUUUUUAUGUGGCCCGCGAAAGCUAAUCACGUGUGACAACUUCCAUGAUCCUUGCUCAAAUCUGGACCUAAAUGUCAAAUUGUCACAUGUAAUAAAUAUCGUUGAGAAUUUGCAAUAAUUGUUUUUUACCCUGCUUGCACUCACUUGGACAAUAAUUGAACCAACAAUUGAAUCGUUUCAAAACUAGUAAUCUGUCCAUUUUAUUUGUUAUGUACAAGUAAUUAUACAAAGAGAUGAUUAAACAUUAUUUCGGUUUCACUGUUGUGAUGGCCCUGCGAUGGAAGACGUAACUGCAAAGUGGCCCACGACAAAAAUGGGUUUGACACCCCUGGAUUAGAGCGUUCCAGAUGUUGAGGUCACGCAACCCGCAAUGCACUGCGCAAAAUGUUUUCAA
Hippocampus zosterae (dwarf seahorse) is the source of this 3829-nucleotide messenger RNA. RefSeq names its product syntaxin 1A (brain) (gene stx1a). The record is from RefSeq and is a predicted model, not a curated record. NCBI's taxonomy places the organism in Eukaryota, Metazoa, Chordata, Actinopteri, Syngnathiformes, Syngnathidae. Bases 403 to 1125 code for a protein of 240 amino acids. The transcript is spliced from 12 exons. Gene Ontology annotation, cellular component: SNARE complex; endomembrane system; presynaptic active zone membrane. Gene Ontology annotation, biological process: synaptic vesicle fusion to presynaptic active zone membrane; intracellular protein transport; exocytosis. Gene Ontology annotation, molecular function: SNAP receptor activity; SNARE binding.